Messenger RNA from Aspergillus eucalypticola CBS 122712, 1578 nucleotides. RefSeq names its product LYAR-type C2HC zinc finger protein. The transcript is spliced from 3 exons. The record is from RefSeq and is a predicted model, not a curated record. Bases 1 to 1578 code for a protein of 525 amino acids. NCBI's taxonomy places the organism in Eukaryota, Fungi, Ascomycota, Eurotiomycetes, Eurotiales, Aspergillaceae. Gene Ontology annotation, cellular component: nucleolus. Gene Ontology annotation, biological process: rRNA processing; negative regulation of transcription by RNA polymerase II. Gene Ontology annotation, molecular function: DNA binding.
AUGGUUUCCUUCUCCUGCGAGGCUUGCGGUGAUAUCCUCACCAAGAAGAAGCUUGAUCCCCAUCGCAACCAAUGUCGCGGCGCCACCUUCACCUGCAUCGACUGCAUGGUGCACUUUUACGGGACUGACUAUCGGUCGCAUACGUCGUGUAUGACCGAGGCGCAAAAGUACCAGGGCGCGCUCUACAGGGAGAAGCCUACGAAGAACCAACGCAAGGCGCAACAGAACAAUGGCAAGCAGAAUCAGAAGCAAAACAAUGCUCAUGGUCACCGCGCCCCGUAUGUCGAAGAUGCGAACGACACCGAUAACCCGCCCGCGGCUCCUACUCCCCCUGUGGCUGGAAACGACAAGUCCCAGGGUACUUCUACGCAGAACGGAGACAAGCAAGUCAAUGUCUUUGACUACUUGGUGGCAGAAAAGACCCCCAACGCGUCCAAGGUCUCUCUAGGCGGAUCCAAAGAGCAGAUGAAGAUGGUCGCCAAUGCUCCCUCCGUCUUCGAGCCCAGCAAAUCUCUGACCCGCGCCGACACCGAUGCGGAGGAAGAGAACAAGAACUACGAUGUCGCAUACGAGGAGAAUGGUUACUCCUAUGGUGCUGGACCCAUUAACCAGUCGGUGUAUGACGGUAAAGCCCCGAACGCCUCCAUGGAGUUCAUGACUCCGGCACCGAAGAAGAAGAAGGAUCGUUUGCGCGGCGAGGACAAGGUCAGCGGCACGACCAGUGAGAAGAAGCGCAAGCGCCGCACCGAUGAUCACGACAUGGAAGAAGCUGACACCCCCAUGUUGGAUGCGCCAUCCAGCGUUCUGAACAACCCGGGCACGCCCAUGCUGAAGCACUCUGGUCUGACUGGUGGUCUGGAUCGGAUGCUCCGCUCGCCGUCUCAGGACGGAGAAGACCACCCGCGUCGGCGUUACCAGGACCCCUCGUCACCCAUCAAGCGUUCUCGCCGGGACAACAAGGACGCCAAUGGUGAUGGUCUUGGAAUUUCGAUGAAGAACCGCGCUGAACGUCUUGUGUCGUCCAUGUUUGGCGGAUCGUCGGUUUCAGGAAGUAGCGUGAACAGCCGCGAAACUGGCAAGGCUGCCCGGGCCAGUCGACGCGGGUCUCCAGACGAGGGUCGUUCCAAGAAGUUGCCCAAGGUCCGCAACACCUCGAACGGCCAGACCGAGUCUGAUGUUAGCAAGAGCAAGCGUAAGAGCAGCGCUCAGACGGACGGUGAUCGGCCGUCGCGCCGUCAAAAGCAGAUCGAGCACACCGACUCUCGCCACGACGAUAACGGUCGUGAAGUGGUGGUCUACCAGCAGAGCGGCGUCCCUGAUGGCCUGCAGCGCCAGAUGGCUACUCACUUCCUCUCAUUGGUGACCAAGGGCCCCGAAAGCACGCGCGGGUUCUCUGUGAACAAGGUUUUGAAGCGAUUCCACCGCGAUUUCACGGACGAGUUUGACGACAGCGACCGUGGACGCGAUCAAGGCCGCAGCCGUGCGGAUCGGGAGCGCAGAGCCGAUGAUGAGAAGGAGCUGUGGCGGACUCUGCGGUUGAAGCAGAAUGAACGGGGUGAAGUGGUGCUUUUCUUCUGA